CGGGUCAGGCCCCGGUCGGUGAAGAGGGAGGAAGGCGCGGACCGGCAGCGACGGGCACCGUCCCUGUUGCCACCUCCUUCGCCACCCCAAGGGGCGGGGAAAGGGGGGAGAGACUGUGGGGCUGUCCAGCCGCCCAGAGAAGACCGGCAGAGGGAUAGAGCCUUUCACGGAGACAGCAGGGAGGGAACUUCCCGAAGGGGGAGGGGUGCCUCCCCCGUCCUCAGGCCUGUGACUUACUAUAGCAACCCCGAAGGCCAAGGAGCUGCCUCCGGGGACGAUACCUUCAAGGACAGUAGACAUGCAGCACAGAUUGCUAAAGAAACGGUAGUUUAUUUGGGGCUUGAGAUUUUUCGUGGACAUCGUCAGCUCAGCAAAGAACGGAAAGAAGCCAUCUGUCGACUCCCAGAGCCCCACACUACAAGGGAAAUGCAAGCCUUCCUGGGAAUGAAGUCCAUUCUAGUCGACCAGAUUUGAAGGACAGGCCCCUAGAAGAUCCAGAUUGGGAACUCUUCACAGAUGGGAGUAGCUUUGUGAAAAAUGGUAAAAGAAUGACUGGUUAUGCUGUGACCACACAGGACAAGGUGAUUGAGGCCAAGGCCCUGCCGGCAGAUGUAUCAUCGCAGAAGGCUGAAUUGAUUGCGCUGACGAGGGCCUUAGACUUGAGUGAAGGAAUGAAGGUAAAUAGCUGGACUGAUUCUAGAUACGCGUUCAGUGUUGUCCAUGCCCACGGAGCCAUCUGGAAGGAGAGAGGACUUCUGAACGCUCAAGGCAAUCCAAUUAAACAUGCUCAACAAAUACUUGCUCUUUUAGAGAGCAUUAAAAAACCCACAGGAGUAGCUAUUAUGCACUGUAAAGGUCACCAAAAAGGGAAAACUGUUCCAGAAUUGGGAAACUGCUUUGCUGAUAAAGUGGCAAGAGGAAUUGCAGAAAAAGGUAUCCUAGCAGUAAUUCCACAAAAAGAAAUUGAUUUAUCUGAGUUUACCCCAAAAUAUGAUCAAGCUGAUCAUAAACUAAUUAAGUUCCUUAAGGCUAAGAUCACAGAGAGUGGAUGGGCUGUUACACCAGCAAAUCAGGUUGUAGUAUCAUCCUUGAUCCUUCGGGAACUAGCCCAGAGAGAACAUGAAAACACACAUUUUGGAGUUGAGAAUCUUCUAAAACAUUUAAAAAAGGUAGUGAUAGGGAAGGGAAUGGCUGACAUUGCACAAUCAGUAGUGAGUAAAUGUGAAAUUUGUUGUAAAAACAAUCCUGACACAAGGAAAAGAGUGGUGUUAGGAGUAACAAAGGCAGGGGAUCUUCCUGGGGAUUACUGGCAAAUAGAUUUUGCGGAGUUACCACGUAAAGAGGGAUACCGAUACUUGCUGGUACUAGUGGACACUUUCAGUGGAUGGCCGGAAGCUUACCCCUGUCGCACCAAUAUGGCUAGGGAAGUAACAAAAGUCUUGCUUAACCAUAUCAUUCCAAGGUUCGGGGUUCCCUUGGGAAUGUCAUCAGAUAGGGGACCACACUUCGUUGCAAAGGUGAUUAAAGAGAUCAGUCAAAUCUUGGGAAUUGCCUGGGACUUGCACACAUCAUAUAGACCCCAAGCGAGCGGUAAAGUUGAACGUAUGAAUGGGACUCUUAAGACACAAAUUAGAAAAAUUUGUCAAGAGACAUCUAUGACAUGGGUCCAAGUGCUGCCUAUAGCCUUAUUAAGAAUUCGCAUCCAACCCAGGCGAAGGGAUAACAUCAGUCCCUAUGAAAUAUUGUAUGGGAGACCCUAUCAAAUCCCACAUAUCCCAGGUGAGAUUCAUAUGAAAGGGAAACUUGAUUUACAAAGAUAUUUAAUGGCUCUUAGUUCUACUUUGCAGAAGCUUCAAACCUAUGUCGUGUUAUCUAGACCCAUAAGACUGGAUACACCUGUACAUCCUUUCCAACCUGGAGAUUGGGUGUAUGUUAAGUGGUGGGACAGUGAUCCUUUACAAGCAAGAUGGAAGGGACCAUUUCAAGUCCUGCUGACCACCUUCACCGCAGUAAAAGUCGCUGGCCAAGGACCAUGGAUCCACUACUCCAGAAUUAAGGAGGCUUCCGCCCCUGAGACAAUUGCGACAACAAAGACUGAUGCAAAUGAUAAUACAGUGUAA
This is a messenger RNA of Prinia subflava (tawny-flanked prinia), 2120 nucleotides long. Its product is annotated as protein NYNRIN-like. The transcript is spliced from 2 exons. The record is from RefSeq and is a predicted model, not a curated record. Lineage: Eukaryota; Metazoa; Chordata; Aves; Passeriformes; Cisticolidae. Gene Ontology annotation, biological process: DNA integration. Gene Ontology annotation, molecular function: RNA-DNA hybrid ribonuclease activity; nucleic acid binding. Bases 549 to 2120 code for a protein of 523 amino acids.